Messenger RNA from Daphnia carinata, 1106 nucleotides. RefSeq names its product macro domain-containing protein CT2219-like. Gene Ontology annotation, biological process: peptidyl-glutamate ADP-deribosylation; purine nucleoside metabolic process; DNA damage response. Lineage: Eukaryota; Metazoa; Arthropoda; Branchiopoda; Diplostraca; Daphniidae. Gene Ontology annotation, cellular component: nucleoplasm. The record is from RefSeq and is a predicted model, not a curated record. The coding region runs from base 64 to 852 and encodes 262 amino acids. The transcript has 5 exons. Gene Ontology annotation, molecular function: ADP-ribosylglutamate-[protein] hydrolase activity.
CGCUCGUGAGUCGUGAAUUCGUGAGUCUAAUGAAAAGUUGACGACGUGUAGAUCAGUUUAUUGAUGCUUAUUCGUCAGUUUUUAGUACCUAAAAAAAGUUUCAAUAGAACAAUAUCCGCCAUGGCUAAUCACUAUUCAACGUGGGUAGAAGCUAAAGCCAAGUAUCUGGAAGAAAACAUCGAAACCCGACGUGGAAAUUAUUUUUGCAAAAAUGCAUUCGUUAAGUUAGAAGACAUUCCAACUUGGGCAGAUGAGUCAAAAGAAGCUUCUUCAUCCACAUCAGUUGAAAAGAAUGGUUUACAGGCUAAUAGAGAUCUCAAUUCAAAAGUAUCAGUUUGGCAAGGAGAUAUAACUCAUUUAGAGGUUGGAGCAAUUGUAAAUGCAGCCAAUAGCAGGUUGGCUGGUGGAGGUGGAGUUGAUGGAGCUAUUCAUAAAGCAGCUGGCCCAUUCCUUCUCAGUGAAUGUAAAUCUAUUAAAAAUGGCUGUCCAACAGGUGAAGCAUUACUGACAGGAGGAUAUAAAUUACCUGCAAAAUAUGUCAUUCAAACUGUUGGCCCUAUGACUCAGGACCCUGCAUUGCUGUCGGCUUGUUAUUCUAAUAGCCUUAAACUUGCCAAUGAAAACAACCUAAAAUCAAUUGCAUUUCCAUGCAUUUCAACUGGGGUGUAUGGCUAUCCAAAUAGAGAUGCAGCUGAUGCAGCACUUUCAGAGGUGAGAAAGUUCCUUGAAUGUGAAGUAUCAUCGUUGGAAAGAGUUAUCUUCUGUGUAUUCUUAGAUCUGGAUUUAAAACUGUAUAAUGAAUUGUUGCCUAAAUAUUUCCCUUCUUGUGUUGACAUCACAAAAGUUGACUAAUCUUGAAAACUGUGAUACACUGGACAGCAUAUUAAGAAAAAUCUUAAAGUUGGAUUAUUAUUUCAAUAUCUUAUGUAUGUUACACAGGGUUAGAAGAAUAUUUUCACGAUUGCUUUAACACGUCUCUUGUACAUUUACCAUGCUUGGACUCCAUUGUCUGAAAUUUACAAUUAUUUGGAAGUUGUCGAAAGCUGAAGCAUUUCCACUUCUCCGCAGUUCGUACACACACCAGCAGGUACACCUUGUCCUAUUAU